This is a messenger RNA of Sparassis crispa, 2136 nucleotides long. RefSeq names its product ATP-dependent DNA helicase. Gene Ontology annotation, biological process: double-strand break repair via homologous recombination. The record is from RefSeq and is a predicted model, not a curated record. The transcript is spliced from 15 exons. Gene Ontology annotation, molecular function: ATP binding; nucleic acid binding; four-way junction helicase activity. Gene Ontology annotation, cellular component: chromosome; cytoplasm; nucleus. NCBI's taxonomy places the organism in Eukaryota, Fungi, Basidiomycota, Agaricomycetes, Polyporales, Sparassidaceae. The coding region runs from base 1 to 2136 and encodes 711 amino acids.
AUGUCACCGGAGGGCCUCUUGUCUGCGUUACCAUUGGGUCUGCAUAUAAUGGAAGAAGCUCACAGAAUAUUGAAAAAGACCUUUGGAUUCUCAUCUUUUCGUCUUCAACAGGAGGCGGUCAUCCACAGGUUACUCGUUGAGAACGAGAAUGCGCUCGUACUGUUUCCCACUGGAGGAGGCAAAAGUUUGACUUAUCAAGUUCCUGCGCUGUGCAUGGAGGGUCUGACACUUGUUAUCUCACCCCUGAUUGCCCUGAUGAAGGACCAAGUGGACGCUCUCGUGAGACGCGGUGUGAAAGCAGCUAACUUGGAUAGUACGCUCACAGCAGAUAGAGCGGCAUGGGUCAAGGGAGAAGUGCUCUCGGGUGCCAUGAAGAUAUUGUACGUCGCACCUGAGCGGCUUAAUAACGAGUCCUUCAUCACCAUGAUGAAACGAGUCAAGAUAUCGUUGUUGGCGGUCGACGAGUCUCAUUGUAUUUCACAGUGGGGUGCCAGCUUUCGCCCGGAGUACCUGAAGAUUGCUAGGUUUGCCGAGGAGAUGGAUGUCGAGCGUGUCUUGUGUCUCACAGCGACUGCAACGAAGGGUGUUUCCGAUGAUAUCUGCAAGAGUUUCUACAUUAAUCCAGUUGCUGGUGUUUUCCGAACCCCGGUGUAUCGUCCAAACCUUUCAUUCCGAGUCGAGAUUGCACGCACUCUAGACGAGAAGUUGGACCGUCUUAUACCUGUCCUGAAGUCGCGAACGGGACCUGCGAUUGUCUACGUCACUCUGCAGAAGCACGCACAAGAAGCCGCAGAUCAUCUGCGCCCACAUGGGCUUGAGCCUAUGGUCUAUCAUGCAGGCUUGCCGCCAGAAGAAAGAGAGAGGGUACAAUAUGAAUUUAUGGACUCAGAGAAAGGUAUCGUCUGUGCUACCAUCGCGUUCGGCAUGGGUAUUGACAAGGCCGACAUCCGACAGGUCAUUCAUCUGCACAUGCCGAAGACGCUGGAGAACUACAGUCAAGAAGUCGGCAGAGCAGGCCGGGAUGGACUAGAGUCAACGUGUAUCAUGUUCCUGUCCGCUGCCGACAUCCCCGUCCUCGAGGGCUUUGCGCGUGGUGAUACGUGCGCGCGCAAAGACCUAGAAAUAUGGUUACAAGAAGUUGCAUUGCGCCAGCGUGCCGUUGACGGGACUAUAGACUUCAAUCACUAUGAGCAGUCUAGAUUGUAUGAUAUCCGACAAAACGUGCUCAACUUGUGUUAUGCGCAACUCGAACUCGAUUAUAGUUACAUCAGGGCGGUGACCCCCUUUUACUCUAUCUACGAUAUUACUGCGAGGACUCCGGCGGGUUGGAACAAAGUUUUGGCUGAUAACUCUCCCAUUGGCAAAGCAAUCCGAAACCAAUGGACACUGAAAGGCACCGGUCACAGUGUUGACAUGGUGCUUACCGCCCAGUGUUCAAAAUUCGAUCGCGCUGAGCUUGCAAAACAUGUCACCGGUUGGGAAUUGGAUGGUCAUAUAUCCUGCAAACCGUCGGGGGUCAGAGCGCGUUACAUGAUAAAUAAUCCCCUUCCAACGUCCACCGACGAAAUCAAAAGUCUGGCAGACAAGAUGUUUCAACGGAUGCUCGACCGCGAAGAAGAAGCAGUGCAGAAACUCCGUCAGGUCACUCACUUCGCAACGAAUGACGACUGCUUGGCCCACGCCCUUGCAUCAUACUUUGGGGAUGAGGAUGCGGUCGACGGGGGAAUGUGUGGAAAGUGCUGCUUCUGUACUUCUGGAGCAGGGCUGGAAUUCAAUCCUCUUGCUGAAGCUUCGCCAGACCCGAGACAAAUCCAGGCGAUCCUUGGAGCCUGUCCCGAACGUGACGACCCUCGCCUACUGGCACGCAUGGCCUUUGGCAUCACGUCUCCUCGAUUGACAGCGGGAAGGUGGUCGACCUCUCAUCCCCUCUUCGGGAGCAUGGUCUCGGUGGACUUCAAUGCACUUGUUGCAGCGUUCGACGCAGAAUGCAAGAAAGCAGGCUACGCGAAGAAUGCCGUCAAGACGGCAGUGAAGCGGACAUAUUCACAAGCAUCGUAUCCUGCGCGUUCGAACUAUGGGAGCUCUACUCGCGGUCGCGGUGGAAGCAGCAAGCGGGCUCGCGGAGGGAAGUAUUAG